This is a messenger RNA of Durusdinium trenchii, 1101 nucleotides long. The record is from the annotation of a GenBank genome assembly. Lineage: Eukaryota; Dinophyceae; Suessiales; Symbiodiniaceae.
AUGUCUUCAGCCGCGGGCCAUGUAGCCGUGCCGCUACAGGCCUGUUUGAAGGCCUUCCUGGCUGCCGAAUGUGCGACGCAGGUGCAGGUGGCUGAGCUGGGCACGAAGCUCGCCCUACAUGGCAUUAAUACUCUGCGUACAUUCGCUUUUGGAUACUCCCUUGAGGAGGUGACUGCCAUUGACCGCAACCUUCGUGACUUACAUGUUGUGGCUGAAGCACAUCUCUCCCGCGCUGCAGUGCGAACAGGGCAUCUUUUGGCUGACAGUCCCGGAACUUUGCAGCUCCACCCAAUACGAAAGCCCUGCGGGCUGCCUCCUCCAGUCGUGGCUCAGGCUGUGAAUGAAGCUUGUACAUUGUGGCCUGGAUACCGUGCCUUGCCUUCCCCGCAGUUGCAGAGCCAGUGGCUAAGGUCUUUGCAAGACCAUCUGUCUGAUUUUGACCACCGUGGCUUGGUGCAAGUGUGCGCUACCUGGGAAAAAUGGUGCGGCUGGUGCGGUGUCAAUAGUGGCAAUGUGGCCGCUCCGAAUGUCAUGCAGGUGAGUGCAUUUGUCCGCACGCACACCAAGACAAGGGCUGGCGCUGUGGCCUUGCGCAAUCGCCUACGCUUUCUGGAAAACCACUUGGGUGUCCAGCUCCAUGCCACAAAUGUUGCGGUAAAGCAAGUGUUACAUGCUCAGUCUUCGGCUCCAAAAGAGGUCGUUGUCCUCGCUCCGCGCGACGUCUUGUCGCUCUGGUGUUGGGCAAAUUCGUGCAACACUCUGGUGUCCUUCUUCGCCAAGUUCUGCCUCGUCAUGGUGUUGGGCAGCAUCCGCUUUCGCCAUGCGCAACGUUCUGUCAUCGUUGAGCUGACCGAGCACGGUGCUGUUUUUGAGGCCCACCGGGGAAAAGCUAGACAAGGAGGCUUUGCUGCCCCACCUUUCCGCUGGUAUGUUGCUAGGUUCACUUUCUGCGAGAAGAAGCUGGACGUGCUUGCUAGCUUUGCCAAAGAUUGGAAGACGGUUGCUGGUAGCUGCUCUUAUCUCAUGCCGGGCAUCAGGGGAGCAACGUUGCUGCAGGCCACAGAAUGGUUGGGCACCGACAUGUCCUCGGGUCAGUUCUAG